This is a messenger RNA of Rotaria sordida, 1801 nucleotides long. The record is from the annotation of a GenBank genome assembly. Lineage: Eukaryota; Metazoa; Rotifera; Eurotatoria; Philodinida; Philodinidae.
UUUUUUUUUUGAUUUUAUAUUUGUUGAAAUUUCUUAGGAAGUUUCUGCUCGUUAUCCAAAUGAUGGUAAUCGUCUUCGUGAUUUAUCAAUUGUUGAAGAAGGUGGUGAUAAACGUAUUAAUAUGGCUCAUUUAGCUAUUGUUGGAUCUCAUGCAGUUAAUGGUGUUGCAAAAAUUCAUUCUGAACUUCUUAAAACAACUCUUUUUAAAUCAUUUUAUGAAUUAACACCAGAAAAAUUUCAAAAUAAAACUAAUGGUAUAACACCUCGUCGUUGGUUAGUUCUUAGUAAUCCAAAUUUAAGUGAUAUUAUUGCUGAAAAAAUUGGUGAAGAUUGGAUAACAAAUCUUUAUGAACUUCAACGUUUAAAAGAUUUUGUUAAUAAUGAAGCAUUUAUACGUGAUGUUCAACAAGUUAAACAAGAAAAUAAACAUCGUUUAGCUGAAUGGCUUCUAAAAUCACAACGUCAACAAAUAAAUCCAAUGUCAUUAUUUGAUAUGCAAGUUAAACGUCUUCAUGAAUAUAAACGACAAUUAUUAAAUGUUUUACAUAUUAUUACAUUAUAUAAUCGUAUUAAAGCAAAUCCAGAUGGAAAAUAUGUACCACGUACUGUUAUGAUUGGUGGAAAGGCUGCACCGGGUUAUCAUAUAGCAAAGAAGAUUAUUAAAUUAGUAAAUAAUGUUGCUAAAGUUGUGAAUAAUGAUCCAGUUAUUGGUGAUCGUCUUAAAGUUGUUUUUCUUGAAAAUGUAAGUAUAUUCUAUUUGUUUACAUAGCUAACGAAGGAAAAUUUUUCAAUUGAUAAAUCGCUUUUGAAUUAGUACAUUACGUGGGCAUGAAUUCCCUCCGGAAACAGAUCGUAUCCUCCUCAGCUUAUUACUACAGAGAUACUGUAAUUUUACGGUAUUUUUCUAAAUGAAUAUCAUUAUCGUCCUCGAGAAAAUUUCAGGAUAGAAGCAAAUCAAAAGACCUGAAACUUUCACCUUAUUAAGGCCUAUCAAGUCGAAAUUCAAAAAUAAGUUUUCCCGAUGUCUCUGAGAGUAAUCACGGCAUCCAUUUAAAAAAUAUUGUAAAAGUGGAGUAUCUUAGCAGCAAUAAGCUAACAGUCUGAAAUGUUUUCAGAGUAUUCAUACCUUAUUUGAAUCUACAUAAUGUAAAUAGUUUCGACUCAACAAUGGUUUAUCAGUUGGAGAACAUCUCCGGUAAGACGAUUAGACAAUCUAUUCGAUGUUUAGUUGAAUCAAUUCUCACGAAGAAAACUAUUUCAAAUGAUAAAUUAUUUUUGAGUUGAAACUCUACGCAUAAAGUAGAUCUACACGGUUGGAAAAAAUAUUAUUCCAGGGGGGUAAUGCUAUAAUUUCAAAUAGAAGACAUAAUAAAUUUUAUAUCAAAUGAAAGCUCGUUAAAAAUGGGGUUUAUUGGUAUUAAAUAGUGAGGGUUAUGAAAACCUUUUAAUGUCGAGCUUAAUAAAUUUUCAGAAAUUUUAUACUUUUUUUGUGAUGGAAAAUUAAAGUACUAGUGAUUCAAGAAUGGCGUAAAACGUUUUUCUUGAAUAUUUUUACACGGUUCGAUAGAGCUCCUCGAGCUCUAUAAAACUGUAUACAUUAAAAAUUUUUAAGACACUUUUUUUGCGAUAAAAAAUUCAAAAACCUAUUUGGAAAAUCUUAGAAAACAUGAAAAAAAUUCAUAUUUUUCAUGUGCAAGAACAACACUUACUUUUUCAAGAAAAGUAGCUUUUUUCAUUGUUUUUACUCCGUCAGGCGUUUCGAAACAUACUCAUUAGACGCAGCUUUUCACACUGCAUCGAA